GUGUUUAUCUAGUAGUUGAACACUUGGAAGUGUUGAACAGUUGAACACUUAGUUUAACAGUGUACAAAAAAAGUGCACAAGAAUUUAGCGUGCACUAGUGAGUGAUGCAGAUGCACGUAGGCGACGCUUUUUGAUCAGGUUCGGUGGGUGCUGCCCUAAGAGGCAUUAAAUAAGACGUUUGACUAAUAUUUUACUUUUCUUUGUUUGAAGGAACUGAGAGGUAUCGCCAGUGCAGGGCCAAGGUUCAACUAGUUGAUCUCGGCACUGCUAGUGAUUUCAGCCUGAGUGAGGAGUCGUGGAGCCCACUCGACAGCGCUUCAUCAUCGGAGUGCUCCGAAGGAGAAGCGUCUGACAAUAGACUGGGACUCGAUCAAGACACUGCCCAGGCCUUUGGACAUGGACCACAUCCAUCGAAUGAAAAACAUGGGGAAGAAGAGCCGUCAGCCGUUGCUGAGCCACCCCAAGAGGACCCAAAGGAAAGUGGAGGAGAGAAGAAACUGAACUAUUGUUAUUUCUGUGGAAUAGGUUUGCAAAAGAUUGCCAGGCACUUGGAGACUGUCCACCAAGAUAAGCUAGAAGUGAAAGAGAUUCCGCCUAAAGAAAACGUUGAACUGGCUGAUGAGCGCCAGCGGCUCUUUACUCUACUUCGGAACAUGGGCAAUCGUAAGCAUGAUUGCGACAACCCUAAUGCCGGUGUUUACGCUACAAAGUCAAGGGCAGUCUCCUCGUACGACCCAUCCAAACUUGCUGUCUGCCCGGGCUGCAAAGUUGGGGUCGUAAAAACGAACCUGUACAAUCACCGGAAGAGGUGUCCGGUUCUCAAAAAUGAGGGGCACCUCCGAGGCACUCACAUGCAGUAUUUGACGUUUGCCCAAUUAAAGAAGGGGGACAUGGACGCCUUUACCUUGAAUGUUAUCCAAAAGAUGAAAAAUGAUGAUAUACGAAAGACGGUUGAAGGUGACAAAACCAUUCUUAUGUAUGGAGCAAGCCUCUUCUCUGAAUACAGUGACAAGCCCCAUCUCCGAAACUCGGUGUCGUCCAAACUGCGGGACUUGGGGCGCAUGCUUUUGGAGGCACGUAAAAUCGCCCCUAAAAUUAAGACCCUAGAAGACCUCCUGGACCCCCACAAUUGGACUCUCUUGAAAGAAUCUGUCUGCAGUGCCAGCGGUUUUAAUCCCGAUGAUAAUUCUUUCACAACACCCUCUUUGGCGCUCCGUUUGGGGGGCAAUGUGGCCAUUCUUUUAAACGUUCUGGAGACCUCUGCGUUAAUUAACUGCAACAGCCAGCAGCUGCAGCGUUACGAUUACAUGAAGAGACUUUUGCGAGGUGACUUCAGACGGCAUAUUGCCAAGAAGGCUCACCGCACCUUAAGGAACAGGAAAUUCCGGGCACCAAAGAGGGCACCAUUAGCUGCUGACAUCCAGAAGCUGUACGCUUAUCUGAAGGAACAGAUUAAGCAAAAAAUGGAAAUGCUCAAAGCGGACCCAACGCAUGCUCUGCACUGGAACAAUUUGGCGAAAGUAACUGUAGCUUACUUAGUAACAUACAACCGGAGGCGUCCAGGGGAAACUGCGCGCCUGCUGGUUAAGGACGCUCAAAGAAUUUGUGACGUGUCGACGACAGACCCAGAACUGAUGAAAGUGUUCUCCCAAGCUGAGAAGUUACAUGCAUCAUCCCUAAAAAUGAUAAAUUUACCUGGAAAAAAGGACAGGGUGGUCCCACUCCUAUUCAAUCCGCUAUCCUAUGAAGCGACAACCCUUCUAAUUAAACAUCGAUUGCAGUGCGGAAUUAUAGCGGAGAAUCCGCAUGUAUUCGCAGUGGCAGGGACCAAGGUCAACACGAUAAGAGCAGAUGUGGUGAUUAGAGAGGCCGCUGAGUCGUGCGGGGCGGAGGACCCCCUAUCGCUCAGGGCCACCCAAUUGAGAAAGAACGUGGCAACCACCUGUCAGCUGCUGGCCCUGAACGAACAUGAACUUGACGUCCUCGCUAAGUUCAUGGGGCACGACAUCAAUGUCCACAGACAAUUUUACAGAUUAAGUGAUGAUGCGAUACAGCUUGCCCGUUUAUCAAAAGUUUUUUCUCUGUUGGACGAGGGAAAGCUGCAGCUGCAGGAGGGGAAGACGCUUGCAGAACUGCAGAUUAAUGUCAAUGAUAUAAAUAUUGACGAGGAAGUUAAUGUAGAAGAAAAUUCUGAAGACAUCACUGAAGAAAUAACAGAUCAACCAACAAGUAAAACCUCUGGCACAAAAAGGAAGAGACGGAAAGCCAGUAAUGUAGAAGAUGAUACCACCGAUGAAGAAGUAGAACCCCUGGAACCCUUAAGACCAAAAGCUACUCCAAGCAAGCAAAGGAACAUGCAAGGGAGAGAACCAUGGUUAGCAGAGGAGUCAGAGGCAAUAGACAAGCAUUUCGGCAGUCUUAUCCGAAAAGGCAUCCAACCAGGAAUGGAAGAGAUCUCAACAGUGAAGGCAAAAGAGCCAAGAUUGGCCAAGAGAACAUCGUCGAAGAUAUAUCAUAAAAUUAGAAACAUUUUAUCAAAAGCCAAGCAGUAGCUCCGACUUGUAUUCUUCUAGAAUGUACUUUUGUUUAGCUUUAAAUUUAAAAAAAUUAUUUGACUUAAUGAGUUUUUAAACCAAAAUUUGAUAGUGUCUUAUCUUGUGGUUAUGACAUUUUUUUAUUCCUGUUAAGUUACACCACCGGCUUUGUUGGUUUUUUUAAUCUAAAAUGUGUCAUGUAAUCUUGAAGUGUGAACCCUAUAUAUCCCCUACCCCCUUCAACAAAAUUUUGAGAGGGUUGGUUGUCUUAAUCUAUAUAUGUAUUUUACUUGAAAAUGGGUGAUUUUAAGAUUGUGGGUUCUUUUGUAUCUCUGUAACUUGCACCUGAUUUGUUUCAAUUUAAAUGUCCAUCAGUUUCAUGUGACCUAUUUAUGACAUAAAUGUUAUCUCUGAUUUUAAACACAAUUUUAUAAGUGUGUGUAAACUCCUUAGGAUUAAGAUUUGAUCUCAAUCAAAGCUAUGACUCUUGCGUUCCUUUUUUUUUUAAGAAAAAAAAAGGAAACCCUGACAGUGUCCUAAUUUUGAGACGGUGUGCAAUAUUUUUUGUAUCAUGUAAUCGUUAAGGGGAGACUUUGCUGUGAACUCAUAAAAUGAUAUCACUAGUUGUGGUUCUAAACCAAAAUUUAAAGGUGUCUUAUUUUAUGGUUUUGUGAUAACUUGUUUCUCUACUCGCUCCUGAAGGCUUAGUUGUUGUAAUCUGUAUUGUGCCAUGUAACCGAUAUAUACCUCUAAUCUUAGUAAGUUUCCAUUAUGAACAAAAGUGUUUGUAAACUCAAAUCUUAAGUUUUUAGUUGUUUUGAUAUAUUUAAAAUCAAACUGUUUAUGUAUUCCCAUAUCGCUGUGACUUGAAAGCAAUACAUAACUUAAAUCUUAUUUGUGUUUCAUCAAAAUUUUGAUCUCAUGUUGCAAGUCAUCUGUCAACUACUUUGUAAGUAUUAUUGAAAAAUUAAAAGUCUU
Messenger RNA from Frankliniella occidentalis (western flower thrips), 3512 nucleotides. RefSeq lists its product as uncharacterized. The coding region runs from base 654 to 2552 and encodes 632 amino acids. The record is from RefSeq and is a predicted model, not a curated record. The transcript has a single exon. Lineage: Eukaryota; Metazoa; Arthropoda; Insecta; Thysanoptera; Thripidae.